CGCCCCCGUUGGCCUGUUAGACUCUCGUCUCUUUCACUCGAACCUCACACAAGGCAGGACCGAGCUAGCGGUCCGACAUAAGAAUCUUUCUUUCUCAGGGAGUCCGCCAUUGUUGGCGCACGCACGUAUAAUUUUCAACAGACUGCCGUAAUCCAAAAACAUCCAAAAUGGUGAACUUCACCGUAGACGAGAUCCGUCUUAUGAUGGACAAGAAGGAGAAUAUCAGAAACAUGUCCGUCAUUGCUCACGUCGAUCACGGAAAGUCAACUUUGACUGACUCCCUUGUGUCUAAGGCUGGUAUUAUUGCUGGUUCUAAAGCUGGAGAAACACGUUUUACUGAUACCAGAAAAGAUGAGCAGGAACGUUGCAUUACCAUCAAAUCAACGGCAAUUUCGAUGUACUUCGAACUCGACCAGAAGGAUUGUAUCUUCAUUACCAGCCCUGACCAACGCAGAAAGGAUGAGAAAGGUUUCUUGAUCAACCUUAUCGAUUCCCCCGGGCACGUUGAUUUCUCUAGUGAAGUAACAGCUGCUCUUCGUGUAACUGAUGGAGCCCUUGUUGUUGUUGAUUGUGUUUCUGGUGUAUGUGUACAGACUGAAACCGUAUUGCGUCAAGCUAUUGCUGAGCGCAUUAAGCCUGUUUUGUUCAUGAACAAAAUGGACCGUGCUCUGCUUGAAUUGCAACUGGAUAGUGAAGAUUUGUAUCAAACUUUCCAACGUAUUGUUGAAAACGUUAAUGUUAUUAUUGCUACAUACUCUGAUGAUGAUGGUCCUAUGGGAGAAGUUCGCGUUGAUCCAAGCAAAGGUUCUGUUGGUUUUGGUUCUGGACUUCAUGGAUGGGCUUUCACUUUGAAACAAUUUUCCGAAAUGUAUGCUGAGAAAUUCGGUAUUGAUGUCGUGAAACUAAUGAACAGAUUGUGGGGAGAAUCUUUCUUCAACCCUAAAACCAAGAAGUGGAGCAAACAAAAAGAAGCUGACAACAAGCGCUCUUUCUGCAUGUAUGUUUUGGACCCCAUCUACAAAGUAUUUGACUGCAUCAUGAACUACAAAAAAGACGAAUGCGAAGGUCUUCUUAAAAAGUUAGGAAUCGUUUUGAAGCCUGAAGAUAAAGAUAAGGAUGGAAAAGCUCUCCUUAAGGUUGUAAUGCGUACCUGGCUGCCAGCUGGAGAAGCUUUACUUCAGAUGAUAGCCAUUCAUUUGCCAUCUCCAGUAACAGCUCAGAAGUACAGAAUGGAAAUGCUCUACGAAGGACCUCAUGAUGAUGAAGCUGCUGUUGCGAUUAAGAACUGCGAUCCUAAUGGACCACUCAUGAUGUACGUAUCUAAAAUGGUACCGACAUCUGAUAAGGGUCGUUUCUAUGCCUUUGGACGAGUUUUCUCUGGAAAAGUGUCAACUGGCAUGAAAGCCCGUAUCAUGGGCCCUAAUUACCAACCAGGCAAGAAGGAAGAUCUUUAUGAGAAAGCCAUCCAACGUACCAUCCUUAUGAUGGGUCGUUAUGUCGAAGCUAUUGAGGAUGUUCCUUCAGGUAAUAUCUGCGGUCUGGUCGGAGUUGAUCAAUUUUUGGUCAAAACUGGAACCAUCACUACGUUCAAAGAAGCUCACAACAUGAAAGUCAUGAAAUUCUCUGUCUCGCCUGUUGUGCGAGUUGCUGUUGAACCUAAAAAUCCUGCUGAUCUGCCUAAACUUGUAGAAGGUUUGAAACGCUUAGCCAAGUCAGAUCCUAUGGUACAAUGUAUCAUUGAAGAAUCUGGAGAACACAUCAUUGCCGGCGCUGGUGAACUCCAUCUUGAAAUCUGUCUGAAAGAUCUUGAAGAAGAUCACGCUUGUAUUCCAAUUAAGAAGUCGGAUCCAGUUGUAUCAUACAGAGAAACUGUUUCUGAAGAAUCAGAUCAAAUGUGUUUGUCCAAGUCACCUAAUAAGCACAACCGUUUGUUCAUGAAGGCUCAACCAAUGCCUGAUGGUCUUGCUGAAGACAUCGACAAGGGUGAUGUAAAUCCUCGAGAUGACUUUAAGGUUCGUGCUCGUUAUCUGAGCGAAAAAUACGAUUAUGAUGUAACAGAAGCCAGGAAAAUCUGGUGCUUUGGCCCUGAUGGAACUGGACCUAACAUCCUUGUCGAUUGCACCAAGGGAGUGCAAUAUCUUAAUGAAAUCAAAGAUUCAGUCGUCGCUGGAUUCCAAUGGGCUGCUAAAGAAGGUGUGCUCUCCGAAGAAAAUCUUCGUGGCGUGCGAUUUAACAUUUAUGAUGUUACGUUACACGCUGACGCUAUCCAUAGAGGUGGUGGACAGAUUAUCCCCACAACAAGACGUUGUCUCUAUGCUUGCCUUCUUACUGCUUCACCGAGGCUCAUGGAACCCGUCUACCUUUGCGAAAUUCAGUGCCCUGAGGUUGCCGUUGGUGGUAUCUAUGGUGUCCUCAAUCGUAGACGUGGUCACGUUUUUGAAGAACAACAGGUGGCUGGUACGCCUAUGUUCGUCGUAAGAGCAUACUUGCCCGUAAACGAGUCGUUCGGCUUUACAGCUGACUUGCGUUCCAACACUGGCGGUCAAGCCUUCCCACAGUGCGUGUUCGACCAUUGGCAAAUCCUUCCAGGAGAUCCAAAAGAACCUGGAACUCGCCCAUACCAAGUUGUACAGGAUACACGUAAGAGGAAAGGACUGAAGGACGGUCUUCCAGACUUGGCUUCAUAUUUGGAUAAAUUGUAAACAGAGAUGCUCAUGAAUGUUAAAAUAUUUAUUUUGUAAUUGUUUUAUAUUAAUUUGCCGACUCUUCUGGACUUCUUUGGCAGAACACCUUCCAAAAUAUAUUCUAAUGAAAAGAUUCCAGAUAUUAAUGAAUUGUAUAAACUUUUUUUUACAAAAAAGAAGUUUAAUAAUAAAAUUCAACACCAAAACAUAUUUUUAAAUCAA
Trichogramma pretiosum is the source of this 2906-nucleotide messenger RNA. It is a transcript of the gene eEF2, whose product is annotated as elongation factor 2. Gene Ontology annotation, molecular function: GTPase activity; GTP binding; ribosome binding. The record is from RefSeq and is a predicted model, not a curated record. The coding region runs from base 168 to 2702 and encodes 844 amino acids. Gene Ontology annotation, biological process: translational elongation. The transcript has 12 exons. Gene Ontology annotation, cellular component: ribonucleoprotein complex; cytosol. NCBI's taxonomy places the organism in Eukaryota, Metazoa, Arthropoda, Insecta, Hymenoptera, Trichogrammatidae.